This is a messenger RNA of Ooceraea biroi (clonal raider ant), 1204 nucleotides long. Its product is annotated as paraneoplastic antigen Ma6E. The record is from RefSeq and is a predicted model, not a curated record. NCBI's taxonomy places the organism in Eukaryota, Metazoa, Arthropoda, Insecta, Hymenoptera, Formicidae.
GAGCAACGGUUGCCACACCAGCACUUCAGAUCCGGACGUGAAAUUGUACGAUCGUUGAACUUGAACCGUUGGAUACAGUUGGUGACAUUAUCGUGUGUUUAUUAAAAUCGCUAGACAUUUCAAGAUACUUGGCAAUUAUGCUCAAAUACAUUGUACUCUUCGUCACUGUGUUCUGCUUGGUGCAGUCGCAACAACGACCGUGGCAUGCUGGUACUAGUAACCGAUUGCCCAUGGUUCUACCUCAAUAUCUCGAUGAACGAGCAGCGGCGGAGCAGGCAGCCCAAGCAAACCAAACAGGCCAAGCAAAUGAAGCAGGCCAAGCAGGCCAAAUAGACCAAGCAGGUCAAGCAGGCCAAAUAGAUCAAGCAGGCCAAGCAAACCAAGCAGGCCAAGCAGGCCAAAUAGACCAAGCAAACCAAGCGGGACAAGCAGGCCAAGCAGGCCAAAUAGACCAAGCAAACCAAGCGGGACAAGCAGGACAAGCAGGCCAAGCAGGCCAAGUAGACCAAGCAGGCCAAGGAAUCCAGCCAGUUGCUGCUGGAGUUCCGUUGAACAGCCGAGUCGAUGCUGACGCAUUUGCAGCUGCUUCAACCACCACGACUACGAUAAACCCACUCGAUCUACCAAUCGAUGCUCAGGGCGACAUCAACCUGAUAAACAGGAUCAAGACCUGGCCAAGGGACAAGCAACCCUUCUGGUACCUGAACUGGCAGGCGAUCCAGGCGCAUCGCGGUGACCAGAGCAACCCCGCCCAGCCUCCUGAGACGCAACCAAACACGAGAGCGUUCUUCGCUGGUUAAAAUAAAAAAUGAACAGAUUGAAAAUUGACGCAAUCGACAAGACUGUAAAUUUAAGCAUUUUUUUAACGAUAGAACGUAAGAUAUUCACGACCGCUGACGACAGCGGUUAUUCCUAGUCAGAGUUUGACUCGUUGAGAAAGUUAUAUUAAUCCACAAAGAGUUGUCACUCAAGAUUAUUAUUAUAUCGAUCCGAUUACUCGAUUAUAUGUGAAAUUCGGUCGCAUUCAGAAGUGAAUAUUAUAUGAUUGUACGAGCUAUUCUAUGACGAAAAUGUGUCUUUGUAUAAUAGAAUUAGUCGUCAAAAUGUUAUAUGUGAAAACAGAAAAACAGCUAGAAUUACAUAAUUUCGAUUAGAAAAAUUAAUUUCAGCAUUUGCAAAAAUAUAAACAUUUAUUUUGAGAAAA